This is a messenger RNA of Cololabis saira (Pacific saury), 1714 nucleotides long. RefSeq names its product prothymosin alpha-like. The transcript is spliced from 3 exons. Bases 294 to 575 code for a protein of 93 amino acids. Lineage: Eukaryota; Metazoa; Chordata; Actinopteri; Beloniformes; Belonidae. The record is from RefSeq and is a predicted model, not a curated record.
UGGCGUAAACCGAGGAAGCGCGGCAGAAGAGGCGGGGUGCGGGAACGCGUGAGGCGGCUUCACCUGUCUCGCAUCCCCGUGCCUUCCAUCAUACUAUCAAACGCCCGAUCCCUCCGCAAUAAGACUGACGAGCUGCAGGCUCUUGUCCGCUACCACCACGAGCUCAAAGAGGCUUGCAUCCUUGCCUUCUCGGAGACAUGGUUCGGGGAGAAGGACGCCAACGGUGACUUGGCCAUAGACGGGUUCGGGGUCCCGUUUCGCACCGACAGAGCGGCUGCAACAACAGGGAAGUCAUGCGGAGGUCAGACCAGCCUGAGGAGCAGCGCCCACCCGGCCACAGUUUGUCCAACUCCAAGUUAGGGCUCCAGGGGCUCGAGGAGGAGGAAGAGGAAGUGGAGGGUGAUGACGAGGAGGAGGAGGAGGAGGGCAGCCUGACGGAGAAGUCCCACGACGAGGCGCCAGAGUCUCCGUUGCCUGUCAUAAGAGGAGUGUAUGAAGAGGAUGAUGAGGAGGAGGAAACGGAGACGGCUCCAUUAGGUAUGAGCUAUGAACACACUCGCAGGCUUAUGCAAUGAUGCUGUCUCUCUCUGAGAACAACCCUUUGCACGCGCCCUCCCAGAACUCUCUGGAAGCUUGGCUGAGCAUGGGAGGUGGACCGUCUGAGACGAGCAGCUUUCACCCACUCAACCACAUCUAAACAAAGAGAUACAGAUAGAAGGUGGGACGAGGAGUGGGAGGAACUUUAGUUUCACAAACGGAUAGGAACAAACAGACUGAGUGGACGCGAGUUGUGCGAAGAAGGGGAGACCGGACAAGAGUUCAUCGUCACAUACAUUCAAGAUAGAGGGAAUGAGUUUGUGUGGUUAUGUUCGCGUUCACUUGUUUGUGUGUUUGUGUGAAUGGGAUAGGCGAAGGAAAGACUGUCCCUGGAUGAGGGGGGUCCUGCAAGACUCUGUCCAAGAGAAAGCACUGCUAAGCUCCUGUUGAUGUGAAGGACUUGAUGAAUGCUUCUCAACAAGCAUCCAAACUCUGCAUAACUCUGAUCCUCCCCAAGUGCACAAGGCUCACUGCAGCAUCACAGACACCCCGGAUAAGGCGCUCAUAAAGACACUUAAUGACCGACAUGUCUCUAAAGUCUGUGUACAACGCCUAUGAAAAGGAUUGUAGCAUUGGCACUGUGUUUCCACAAGGUGGCACUGUUCGUGCAGGAGCACAGAGCUCCUGCCAGCAGUCCUCUCCCAAGUUUUCCCAUCAAUCAUGGGUGAUCGAUCUUAUUUCAGUUUAAUUGCAGAAUCAACAAUAGCAUCACAUUAAAUACUCUGAUCCAGUAGGCACUUGAUUUUUUAUUUCAGUGAUUACAUGAAGAAUAAUGUCCAAUGUUCAAAUGUGCUUUUAAUGAGCUAUCUUGGCCAGUCGCCAUUGUAAUUGGUUAUUAAAUUUGAUCAUGGUGAAGAUUAAUUUAAAUCAUCCUAGAAAGAAAGGUUCAUUUUUGUUUAUCACAUCAUCAUUUUUCAAUUGUAUUUACUUCCUUUCUCAUUAGAUACCACAGUAUUGUUUCUUUGUAGGCACCACAGUGCUAAAUUGUUAAUAUAAUUAUUUUAGAGAAGGACCAAAAUUGUAUGAUACUGUCAUAUGAUGUAAAAUAUAACUUAGAUGUUCAUAGCAAGAGUGGUUUGUGCCAAAUAACCCAUAAAGAUGUUUUGUUCUCUGACAA